Molecule: messenger RNA, 6362 nt
Organism: Gadus chalcogrammus (walleye pollock)
Lineage: Eukaryota; Metazoa; Chordata; Actinopteri; Gadiformes; Gadidae
Gene: myripb
Product: myosin VIIA and Rab interacting protein b
Exons: 19
Coding region: 208-3813 (1201 amino acids)
Biological process (GO): intracellular protein transport
Cellular component (GO): cortical actin cytoskeleton
Molecular function (GO): myosin binding; actin binding; small GTPase binding
Source: RefSeq, a predicted model, not a curated record
CCAUGAAGCUGGUGACAAGCAGAAAACAUGUUGAACUAUUUAGAGGUAAAACGCAUGGUUACUGUUGGUAGGGAGGAGUGAGGGGAGAUAUCUGGCAACCUGCUGGCUCCCCCCCAAGCCUUACCUGGACUUCCUCCCUGUAACGAUGCAAGCCUGAGCAUCGUUAAGCAGGAGUGCUUGGGGUGAAAGGGGAGAGCAGGCUACCACAUGGGAGAGCUAGGGCUAGGGCUAGCCGUCUACAGACAGCAUCUGUGGGAUCGUAUGGGAGGACUGAACCACUACGGAUUGGACCCUGACUGGAGGUGGAUGACCUUUUUCCCACACUGGUGGUUUUUAUUGACACGCAGCAAAGGUCAGCUUCCUCUUCCAGCAGCAGAGCAGUGGCAGCAGGAAUAUCAAUCCAUUGAGAUGGUUCUCCCAGUGUCGGCCGCCCGAACAGCACUGCUGCCCGUGCCGCCUCCUCCUCCUCCUCCGCCUCCUCCUCCUCCUCCUCCUCCUCCUCCUCCGGUCGCCGUGGCGAGGCCAGGGGGGAUGGGCCGUAGGCUGGACCUGUCAGGGCUAACCGACCAGGAGGCCGAGCACGUGCUGAAGGUGGUGCAGCGAGACAUGAGGCUGCGGCAGACGGAAGAGGAGAGGCUGAGUGAGAUGAAGCAGGAUCUGGCCGAGGAAGGCAGCAGAUGCUCCCUCCUCUCCAAGCAGCAGCUCUUCAACCAGCACUGCUGCAUCCGCUGCUGCGCUCCGUUCACCUUCCUGCUCAACCCCCGCCGCCGCUGCCUGGACUGCCAGUACAACGUGUGCAAGGGCUGCCGCACCUACUGCCAGAGGGACGGAGCCUGGCUCUGCUCCGCGUGCCAGAAGGGCAGGGUUCUAAGGACUCGGUCCCUGGAGUGGUACUACAACAACGUUAAGAGCCGCUUCAAGAGCUUCGGCAGCGCCAAGGUCCUGAAGACCCUCUACCGGAAACACAUCGACGAGAGAGGAUCCCUCUCCCUCUCUGAUCUCCGAGAAAGCAGUGUCCAGGAGGGCAGCAAUGACAAUGAUGACAGCGUGUGUGGCAGUGACUCGGCCUUCUACAAGCAGAGUGAAGGACACAGCAUGGCAGACACACUCACAGUGGCGCUGCGCGUUGCAGAGGAAGCUAUAGAGGAAGCAAUUUCCAAGGCAGAGGAGUUUAGCGACAGCUUGGAGAAGCAGAAUGAAGCUCGAUAUCUCCGGGACCACAAAGAGGACCUUAUAGAGGAACUCGCAACAACCAUUGUACACAAAAUCAUCCAGCGACGGAAGCGCUCAGUGAUGCAGAGUGAGUAUGACUUUGUGUGGCCCCAGCCGGCCCCGCCCCCGGCCCCGCCCCUGGCCCCGCCCCCGGCCCCGCCCAGCGAGCUGGCCUCCCCAGCCCUGCCCCCGGCCUCCUCCCAGGGCAGCCAGGAGCCCCUCCCCAACCCCUACUCCCUCUGGCGGUCGCGGUCAGCGUUCUCCCUCACCAGCGACGACUCCCCACAGAAGGGCCCUGAGGACCAGACAGGAGUCGGGGGCUUCCCUGAGUACGCCUCGCUGAAGAGAGAGGCCAAGGCCACCGCUCUGCCCAGCUGGAAGAGCGUGGACCGCCUGGACAACUCCAGCGCCUCCUCGGUCCUCCAGAGCCCGGACGGGAACUGGAUGGCCCUGCAGAGCUCCCAGCUGUCCCGGCCCAGCCUGCUCACCAAGCGCAAGAGCCUGGUGUUCAGCGCCCUGGAGAAGGAGUCGGGCGUGGUCUCGGCCUACGACGAGAUGGGCUCCGAGUCGGGCGGGGGCGACCACAACGACAACAAUGACGACGACGAAGACCACGAUGAUGUUUGGGACGCCAACGGGGACGAGGGGGGCUGGGGUGCGGCGCUGCACCAGUUCCGCCGUAAGCUCUCCGACGAGACGCAAUUCACGGCCUCCCAGCCCGACCCCGAGUGGACCUUCACCCGCCACCCCUCCCAGCCCCCGCUGGCCCCGCCCCCGCUGGCCCCGCCCCCAGCAACCUCCCCGCCGUCAGGGAGGCGGUCCGACUCCGAGACGUUGAACUCGGACCCCGAGGCGCCGGGCUGCGCUCGCCCUGGCGCCAAGCAACCGUCCCCCAAGAAGCACCCCCGCCCGCUGAAGAAGAGGGGCCCGCCCACCAACCACCACCUGGGGGGCCACCAGGAUGGGGGGGGCUACCUCCACCAGGAGGGGGGGGGCUACCUCCACCAGGAGGGGGGGGGCUACCAGCUGCCCCCAGAGGCGCUGGACGUGAACUUUAACCCCAAGGUGAUGGGAGACAGCAGCGGGGCGGAGGAGAGCGCCAGCGACUCCGUUCGAAGGUCACGCAGACGCAGGAAGAGCAAGAGAGAGUCUCCAUCGGAGCAGAGCCGGCCCGGGGGGCCGGGUCACACGCCCACCGUCCACCCACUGAUCCGGGAGAACAGCGGCAUCCUGCUCAGUGCCAUGCUGAAGAGAAGCCUUAGCCAGGACCAGCCCGGCCCCGGGGCCCCGCCCUCACCCCUCUCCCCGCCCGGGCCCCAGGGGGCCCCCGAAGAGGGGUUCUUCAACUCUGAGGCCACAGAGAGAGACCCGGACACGCUGGCCCCUCACCUGACCCCCGGCAGCCUGGGAGCCCGGGAGGGGGGCCCGAGGAGGCCCCAGCUGGGGCCCCAGCUGCAGCCGGGGCCGCAGGCGGCCCGCCGCUCACCCAAUGACACGUGGGGCCCGAGCUCGUCUGAGGACGAAAGAGUCCGGCGGCCCCCCGACCGAGCGACGGACGGAGACGGCGCCGCGCCGGGAGAGCGUGAAGAAGAAGAGAGGGCGAAGCACGGGACCGCGGAGAAGAGGCGGCGACAAACGGCGAGCGACCCCACGCCGGACAGCAGCCGGACCCCGGGACCCGCCCUCGGCCCCGGCCGACGAGAGGGGCCCGCGGCGGCCCGGUCUGCGAAGGAUGUGGGGGGCUCGGGGAGGGGGAAGAGGUCGGGGGAGAACGGAGGGACCAGCAUCCGCUGCGUAGUGAGCGACCAACGCCGCCACCAUCACGAGGACAAGCGGGGGAAGACGGCGGAGAGGCGAGGGGAGCGCAGGCAGAGUCUGAGGCAGCAGAAAAGGGGUGCGGAAAAGAAGGAGGCAGAAGGGCCGGGGCCCAGUGGGGCGAGGGGUUCGCCUGCGGUGACAGCGUGCGCCCUGGAGGGGGUGCUGUUGGGUGGAAAGGAGGGACAGCAUGAUUGGGAGCUGCAGCAGCGGCUUCACUCUCUCACACAGCAACAGCAGCAGUUUUCUGCGGCGUCCCUGUGCAGCAUCACCACAGAGGUGCUGAAGGUCCUGAACGCCACGGAGGAUCUGAUCGGGGAGGCGGGCCGUGUGGACAGCUUCACCACGCCCUCCGAGUCCAUGAGCGCCUCCCCCAUCUCAAGCUGCUCCGACACCAGCCGCCUGGAGAACAGGCUCACCAAGAUGGAGCAGAACGUGUACUUGGCUGCUAGUGCGGUGUACGGCCUGGAGGGGGCGCUGGGGGACCUGGAGGAGUGCGCUCGUAGCAUUAGCAGCGGCACCACGGACACGGAGCUGGCCUUCCUGGAGGACCAGGUGGCCACCGCUGCUGCGCAGGUGCAGCAGUCCGAACUCCAGAUCUCCAACAUCGAGGCCCGGAUAUCGGCUCUGAAGACAGCUGGCCUGAAUGUUACUGCCUGUAAUCGCUUCUCCAAGUAUAAGCCAAAGCCUCAAACCCUGGACUCAUCACGCCAUCAAAGGAGGAAGCUCCCUGCGCCUCCACUGAAAGAAAAGCUGGAUCAGGAGCAGCAGGUGCUUUGGCCCUAGCAGCACCCAUCGGUACAGGGGCCCACAGUGGACGGGGGCCCUCUGGAACCUCUGCCUUGAUCCAGCGUCUGACUCCUCGCUCCAGGGCCCUGAAAGAGGUUUGGGGGGAGGGGGCCACAACCUGUCCAGGGCCAGCUAGUCCACCCAGUCCACUGUGCUCUCUGAAGUCAUCCAGGCAGGACACCCCUUCCCCCGACCCCACAACCCCUCACUGUUUCAUCAGCGUCUCCCUUGUCCCACCUAGCUAAGCACCCCCCCUUCCCCGCCACGCCCUUUGAUUCAGGCUGAGGUUGUGGAGGGGGGCGUCUUUCUGACAGCGACUCUGCCUUAAACUCCACACUCUGCUGGGUGACUUUUCAAACGUGAAAUUACUUGAGUUAGGGCUAACCCUAACCCUAACCCUAACCCAAACUUAGUCGAGUUAGGGCUAACCCUAACCCCAACCCAAACUUAGCUGUACAGGAGAGCAAAAAAACAGCGGCCCACAAAAACUCUCAUUUUUUAUCCGUGUUUCAAGUGUAAAAAAUUAAGUUGUGAGGAAGAAAACAAACCCUAUGUGAUGGCGUACGUGAUGAAGUGAAGUGAGGUCGAAUUAUUUUAUACAGCCUUUUAUUUGAAUGUUUCGUCCACUUAGAUGCCAGGGGCUAUCAGAAGAUCCAUACUGAGCCAUACUGUAUAAAAGGCAUGACUACGUCACUAAAAACGGCUCUGCUAUAAUUCGGAACCUACUAUUAUGUGUUUUUUUACGACUUUGAAGGACAGCGAUACUUGCUGUUAUUCUUUAACUGAAAAAACACAUAUUGAAAUCCAUUGUUGAGAGAUGUCUUUACCGUCAGGGCCAACUCCUAUUUAGACCUCAAACCAACCUAUUACAACUGAUGUGCAGCAAUAAAUAUGGACAGCAAAGCACAUAUCUGGAGGAUGAAUAAUGAUAUUGUGUGAUGGUCCUCUUAAUUGCUUUAUUAAACAAAAUGUAGUGGAUGAUACUGCCCAACACCACAGCCUUACGCGUUGAGAUUUAAAACGUGCUGCACAAGUAAUACACAACGAAUGAUUAAGAAACUGCAACCCCACGAAGACGAGAAUCAACUGUGUAGGAUAAGGCAGUUUUUCCAUUAAUGUGACUUUGGGGCUAUGGUCUGAAAUAAGGUCUAAAAUAAGAAUAAUUAGUAGAGUAGAGGAGAGCUUUUUUCCCUGUGGUAUUCUUUCCAUGAAUGUCAUUUUUUUGAUCCAUCUUUUCCUUUUUUCCACUGUGUUUUCAGUUUGAUUUUGAAACUCUGCUGCCUUUUAUUUGAACGAAGGUUUUCCACCUUUUUGUUUACACCUCUGACUGUUUAUGUUGAAAUUCUUCCUGAAAGAUUUAUACAUAAUAGUGUCUGACGUGCUUUUUAACUAAUGCCAUGAAACCAUGAUUUUGUUACGAGCAACUUAUUUUUCUACUUUUUGGAACGUUUUUAUGCAGUACCAAUGAACCAAGUUAUUUUUAAACUUCUGGCUUUUAUUCUCCUCUUAAAUCCUGGAUCCUGUUUUAUUUUUUUAUUUUUAUGUCUCAGAGUGCUUUCAUUGUAAUACUGCAUUUACCAUUCGCAAGUUUGCUCAUAGUGGUAGUCCAAAAUAAAAACAGUAAGCUAAAGCUUAUUGAUAACUGUUACCAUUUCCAUAAAGUAUCUUCAACUAUUACAAAACAACAAAAAAACAUUACUGCACUCACACUGUGGCCACAUUUAUUAAUUACAUUUCAGUAAAUCAUAUGCAAUAUUGUCAAAUGUUAGGUAUGCUAGGUAAUUGUAGUCUGGGGGAUGAUGCCCUAUUGGAUGAUUUGAAAUGCCCAAGAUGUCGCAAACGUCUCUCUCUUUCUCUCUUCGAAUGCCCUUUCCACCCUUAGCCGGUGGUCUGUCCCCUUUCCUUUGCAACGUAUGCUCCCCAAAGGUGUCAUUAUGUAAAGAAAAGCAUGUAUCUGGUUUUAAAUCGAUGUACAAACUCAUUAGUGAGGACACUCACAGGGGUCCAGUUACAGUAUAAGUGUUCCAUAUUUUUAUAUUGUAAAGGAAAACAAAUAUUUUCUCUCAUCUCGGAAUUUGUUGAUAUAUGUAUAUGUUUGAAAAUAUGGAAAUGAUAUAGGAGGAUAUAUAUAUGUAUAUAUUAUAUACAUAUAUAUAUAAAAAGAAUCGGCCAAUCAUAGUUGCCUAAUCUUUCAGUGUUUGUGUGUGUGCAGGAGAGUGUACAACCGUCAUAACCUCUCCGGUCAGAUUUUGCACUGGAAUCACAAACCAAAUACUAAAUGAGGGUCAGCUAUAGACACUAUUUUAUUUACCCACGCAAUCAAUUCAACAACACAACCCAAAGUGUUUAAAUGUGCGUCUCGGACGGGAACCUGAAUGUCACUAGAGUCAAAAGCAGACAUUGUUUUUCUUCCAUCGUAAUCCGAACUGUGCGGCUACAGAGGCUGAGGUUCACCAUGCCAACCCCAGGAGGGAAUACUGUCAUACAUGUGCCAUUGUUUGUUGCAAUCCAAGAAAAAAUGGAAUAUAAAAUGAAUAAAAUAACAA